GCCUGCCAUGCUAUCACAUGACAGCGAAAUCAAAGGACCGGCUUCGCCACUGGUCAGAGGUAUCUUGGACCAAUUCGAUCUCACCGAUAAGCAUGUACGGAACAUUACACGGAAAUUUGUCCAGCAAAUGCGAGAUGGAUUGAUCUACUCAAGGCCGUGGCAAUUACCAUCCUACGUAUGCCAUAUUCCGGAUGGGACCGAGAAGGGGACGUUUCUGACAGUCGACCUUGGUGGAACCAACUGUCGGAUAUGUCUCGUAAAUUUACUGGGCGAUUCGACGUACAAAGUAGUACAGACCAAGAAGACGGUGCCCGCGCACGUACGGAUCAAUCCCAGAUACAAGCCAUUAUUCGACUUUAUAUCCGAAGCUAUUGGUGUUUUUCUCGAUCGCCCUGACCUUCGGCUUCUAGCAGAAGGUGCAUCGCGAAUUCCUCUUAGUUUUACGUUCAGUUUUACGUGCGAGCAAACAUCGAUAUCACAGGGGACGUUGAUACAGUGGGACAAAGGUUGGAAUAUUCCCGAAGCCAUAGGGGAGAAUCCAUGCGCCAUGCUCCAGCAAUCUGUGGAUGAAUUGAAGCUCCCAGUUCAUGUUGUAGCUUUGGCAAAUGAUAGUGUAGGCACAAUGCUAACGAGAGCUUAUACUGCACAAUCGCAUGGUUCUACACUAGCAGGCGUGAUUAUAGGCACGGGUACAAACGCUGCAUACAUUGAAAAGCUCAGCAAUGUGAAGAGGAUUUCUAGAGCUGGAACGACGGUUUCGAACGCGUCGAUGGUCAUCAACACGGAAUGGGGUUGCUUCGACGAUGAUCUUGAGACGCUACCGACCACAAGCUUUGACCGUAGCUUAGACAUCAACUCGAACAACCCUGGGAGCCAACAGUUAGAGAAACGGGUAUCUGGCAUGUACCUCGGCGAACUACUGCGGUUAGUCAUAGUAGCCUGCUACAGCCAAGGUAUAUUCGACAUGGCUCUAAAUUCAGAUUCAUCAUGUAAUUGUCCUUACGGCCUCGACAGCUCAUUCCUCUCACUGCUGGCCAGUAGUGAGCAGACUGAUACUCCAGAAGUCACUGCAGCCAUCGAGGAGGUGCUACUGGCCAAAAACGUUACUUCGAGUGACGUAAGAACCUUGCAACAACUUGCAAAUGGGAUAGCAAAACGCUCAGCACGAUUAGCUGGGUCGGGUCUGGGCGCAAUCAUUCUACAAUCUGGACGCUUACGUCAAUCACGGCAUGAGAAAGAGCUCAUUGAGGUGACGAGUGUCCAAGCUCGAAAGCAUGCAACUCAAUCAUUGAAGAGCAGUGGACGCGGCUGUCGGCUUCUUUGUUGGAUCAGCCAGUUUUUCGCGCAAUUAGGGUUUUCUGCCCGGCAGCCAAAGCACGCCCCAGAAACUACCGUGCAGGACAGGAACGAAGAUGACAUUGUCGAUGUGGGUGUAGACGGCUCACUUAUCGAAAAGUAUCCAGGGUUCGAGAAUUUUAUGCGUAGCGCGCUGAGGGAUAUCGAUGAUAUUGGAUGGGAUGGUGAAAGGAGAAUCCAGAUGGGUUUUGCAAGGGAUGGGUCAGCAGUAGGCGCAGCACUAAUGGCAAAAGCAUCAGUGUUGGCAUAGUCUAUUUUAGUUAUUAUAUAUGUCAUGUCUUGGUGAUGAUAAAUGUAAUAGAGAUAGUUGGGCUGUCGAAGAGAUGAUGAUGGAAGCUGCUCGAAACUUAGCCAACGAGAGGAAUCGAAAGCAAAACGG
Molecule: messenger RNA, 1735 nt
Organism: Aaosphaeria arxii CBS 175.79
Lineage: Eukaryota; Fungi; Ascomycota; Dothideomycetes; Pleosporales
Product: actin-like ATPase domain-containing protein
Exons: 2
Coding region: 8-1606 (532 amino acids)
Biological process (GO): intracellular glucose homeostasis; glucose 6-phosphate metabolic process; glycolytic process
Cellular component (GO): cytosol; mitochondrion
Molecular function (GO): fructokinase activity; mannokinase activity; ATP binding
Source: RefSeq, a predicted model, not a curated record